GGAGCGGGAAUCUUCGUUGCACCAGUGACUAAAAAGAGAAUUAAAUAUGGGUGAUGUUGAGAAAGGCAAGAAGAUUUUUAUUAUGAACUGUUCCCAGUGCCACACCGUUGAAAAGGGAGGCAAGCACAAGACUGGGCCAAAUCUCCCUCGUCUCUUCGGGCGGAAGACAGGUCAGGCCCCUGGAUACUCUUACACAGCCGCCAAUAAGAACAAAGGCAUCACCUGGGGAGAGGAUACACUGAUGGAGUAUUUGGAGAAUCCCAAGAAGUACAUCCCUGGAACAAAAAUGAUCUUUGUCGGCAUUAAGAAGAAGGAAGAAAGGGCAGACUUGAUAGCUUAUCUCAAAAAAGCUACUAAUGAGUAAUAAUUGGCCACUGCCUUAUUUAUUACAAAACAAAUGUCUCAUGACUUUUUUAUGUGUACCAUACUUUAAUAGAUCUCAUACACCAGAAUUCAGAUCAUGAAUGACUGACAGAAUAUUUUGUUGGGCAGUCCUGAUUUAAAACUAAGACUGGCUUGUGGUUAAAUGAAUAUGUUCAGUUUUUGAAUUUUAAUAGUAAUUCCAAUUCAGUAAAUGCUAUCACUGUUUACCCCUUCUAAAGA
This is a messenger RNA of Macaca mulatta (Rhesus monkey), 603 nucleotides long. The record is from RefSeq and is a predicted model, not a curated record. Lineage: Eukaryota; Metazoa; Chordata; Mammalia; Primates; Cercopithecidae.